GAGAGCUAUAUACAGCACGUACGCUAGCUUUUAUAAUUUAUGAUUAUUGUUGUGCUGAAAGAGAACCGUGCUCUAGUGUAAUGCACUUUAAGCCACAGCUCUGUGCUAAAAGCCAUAACAUUUAUGCGCCACAAAGUGAAACAAAAUACAAUUUUAGCGGACUCUACUAACAAAGACUAAUAAAGCUAUAAUUACACAUGUGAAGUGAUUAAUAUAUUUUACAAUAUGAAAUACAUUCUGCUUAAAACCAUCUUGCUCUUGCUCAUUAUUCAAUGCAGCAUAGAUAACUCAACUGCAGCUCAUAUUACGGCCACGCCUACAGCCCAUGGUCGCCUGCAUUUGAAGCAGAAAUUUAGUGCGGUUAACUCAAACCAAGCGGACUAUAUUAAUAACGCAAAUGGAAGCACUGACGACGAAGCUGAUUUAAAAUCUCUCUUCGAAAAAUACGAUACUGACGAUGGCAACACUUGCUUUUUGGACAACAUAAAACAAGACAUACUAUGGUGGGCAUACCUCAAUGGCUCAUUGAGAAGCACAGCUGAACAAAUUUCGACGCUUAAGUCUUUGGAUCUUUCAUAUGGCAAUGUGUCAGACGACGAGGAAUUAUUGUAUAGAACCAACGUUGCAGGUAGAUUCUCAUUUAAGAAAGUUGAAGUAUUUUCGGCUGCCUAUAAUGCAUUGCGAUCAGCGCCUUACCGAACGCUGUCUUCUAUGGGAACGCUUAAAUAUUUAUCUCUGCAAGGCAAUCAAUUUUCCGCCUUGAACCAUGAUGUGGAGGCCAUAGAGAAGUUUAUACAAGAAACACGAUAUGAAACACCAAAUGCAAGCGAGCAUGAAUGCGAUCAGCUAUACACAAGAAAUUACACUGAAUAUUAUGAUCGACGCUGUGAACUUUACAACAUGAACAACACAGACACGUACAAUAAAAGUAAACCAGGUCCCACCUAUGAGGAACACUUGCAGAAUAUUAAAAAAAAAUUAAACCUAUUUGGCAACACAAAGGAGAGCUUCGCCUGGGCUACGUUUCCGGCGCUGCCGCAACUUUUGGAGCUGGACAUUAGCAACUGCAGUAUAGAAUACGCAAGCUUUGAGGCAUUCAAAAACGUGUCUAAUCUACGAAAGCUCUUUAUAUCAAACAACAAGAUAUUGAACAUAAACGCUGAUACAUUUUAUUACAUACAAGGGCUUCAAUAUCUAGACUUAUCGUUCACCAAUGUAUUGAAUUACAAUUACCAAUUGUCGAUGUCAACACUUGAGGUGGUAUUAAAUUUAGUUUAUGGCCUUAAGAUACACCAGAAUGCAUUCAAGUUGCUGCCCGAUCUAAUAUAUCUGGACUUUUCGCAUUCGAAGAUAACACGUAAUAGUGCUGUUGCAUUUGCGCAUCUCGGCGACAAAUUGAAGUAUCUCAGUUUGUGCUACACCUCGUUUCCUAUGAUGAGCAAUGGAUUUUUUAAGAAUACAGCGCUAGAGGGACUCGACUUGUCCGGCAAUCCAUUUGUGUCGUAUAAUAUAGUAGAUGAUGCCUUCGACGGUAUUGGCGACACACUCAAGUGUCUGUACUUUGAGCAGUCAAAUCUAAAGGAUAUUGGCUGGACGAAACCUCUUAAGAAACUGCAAAUCUUGGGCCUAGCGGGCAAUAACAUCAAUGCCCUAUCAGCGGAUGUGUUCAAGCACCUAGUCAAUCUGCAGGUGAUAGAUCUGAGCUCAAACCACAUUGGAAAUUGGUACAAGAGUGUCUUUCAUAAUAACUCCAAGCUGCGUGUGCUUAAUUUACGUAGCAACAAUGUCAACAUUCUUACAAAUGAGAUGCUUAAGGACUUUGAAAGCCUGGCAUAUCUGAGUCUUGGUGAAAAUAACUUCCUCUGCAAUUGUCUGCUGCGGGAGGUCAUUGAGGGAGCUGCCAAUAAUAACAAGCAAGCCGAUUGCUCAUACGAAUUAUUAGAAUCGAUUGGCGCAGCGCAGUUUUUACUUGGAAAUCUGAGCAACAUAAACUCAGUUAUUGAAAACAAUAUAUGGUCGAGUCGAUAUAUACCGAUGCUCAUUGAAAGCUUUAAAAAUAUACAGGGCUUCAAGCACAACAACCAGAUCUAUAAGCUGCGCUUCUUCGCGGAGAACUAUAUGGCCAGGAAGUGUCCCUCAUCUACACCGCAAACUUUGAAUGAUAGUACCUUAAAAUUUCAAUUGCUAGACUAUGAUGCCAAUCAUUAUUGGUGCUUUAAUGAUACAGAUCGUAUGCAGGUGGAGGAGUUAAAUUGUCAAAAUCGUAUAAUGACUGAUCUUGAUACGAAGUUCAAGAAGAUAACUACAACAGCUAUAGCUGUAGUUGGCAGCAUCGUAGGUCUAUGUGUUAUAGGCUUUUUAAUUUAUCUAAAACGUUGGCAUAUACAUUACUAUUAUUCCUCGUUAAAAUCUGCGGCUCUUUUGUCCAGUGCUUCCAAGGAUUCGAUUGAUAAGUUUCAUCAUUUGCAAGAGAAUGAUCCCAGUGUGAUCUACGACAUUUUUAUAAGCUACUGCCAAAAUGAUCGGAAGUGGGUUCUGGAUGAACUUUUGCCAAAUGUGGAGGAAUCUGGAGAUGUUUCUAUAUGUCUGCAUGAACGUGACUUUCAGAUCGGAGUUACCAUAUUGGAUAAUAUUAUUUCAUGCAUGGAUCGUUCGCGCUCUAUAAUGUUGGUAAUUUCAUCAAAAUUUUUGCUUAGCCAUUGGUGUCAAUUUGAAAUGUAUCUUGCCCAGCAACGCAUUUUUGAGCUUAGCAAGGAUCAUUUAAUACUUGUACUUCUGGAAGAUAUUCCACGCAGUAAGAGUCCAAAGACUUUGCAAUAUUUGAUGGAUGUUAAAACGUAUAUUAAAUGGCCAAUAAGCAAGAAAAAUGCACAGCCCUCAUUGGAAGAACGCAAACUCUUUUGGAAACGUGUACGGAAAUCACUUGAAUUAAUUUCCAAAGAGUCCAAGGCGUAAAAGGCGUUACUAUAGUGAGAUGUAGCAC
Messenger RNA from Drosophila busckii, 2983 nucleotides. RefSeq names its product toll-like receptor 13 (gene Toll-9). NCBI's taxonomy places the organism in Eukaryota, Metazoa, Arthropoda, Insecta, Diptera, Drosophilidae. The record is from RefSeq and is a predicted model, not a curated record. The coding region runs from base 226 to 2955 and encodes 909 amino acids. Gene Ontology annotation, cellular component: membrane. Gene Ontology annotation, molecular function: protein binding; transmembrane signaling receptor activity. The transcript is spliced from 6 exons. Gene Ontology annotation, biological process: inflammatory response; immune response; toll-like receptor signaling pathway.